GGAGAGUGCGUGUUUUUUUUUUCAUCAAAGUUUUCUCAAAAUAUACUGUUCGUGGAAUGUUUCUUUACCAUUCGAAACUUUAAGCCUAGAGCGCACAACAGAGUAUUAUUACGCAACAAUGCGAUCUUACUUACUACUGGUAGAAAACAAACUGAUUUAUUAUUUCUCAAGCCACACCGCCUGCAUAGGAGUAUUUUUCGAAUUAUGGCGCAGAAGUUUCGGAAAACAAUUCUGUAUGUCAAUCGUGGAUGCACGAAGCCUGAACCAAAAAAGGUUGAUGACGAUACAUCGAGUGGAAGUUACUCAGAAACGGUUAUCGACGAAUCAAAGCAGCAGGAUGCAGAUAGAAAGGAAGGGGAGAGAAGAAUGAGUUACUGGGAUCGUUUCAUGGCAGAAUCCAAUGAUAAGUUUGCUAACUUCCCUCAGAUAAGACGAGAAACGAAAGAAGAAGAGAUCAGAGCAGUUGUUGCGACAGAACAAAAUGUCGGGUUUCAGAGUUCUCCCCGGGAUAUAACCACAAAUAUGCAGUCAAACUGUAACGGUCCAGCAAAAAUCCCAGAAAUUAGUGAAUCGUCGAGUGAAAAUGCUGCCUAUUACUUAAGAGGAAUUCCUCGUCUUUCUACGCGACACAACAAAAACAAAAAAUUUAGCGUGCUCGCCGACAGUCACGAACAGUCAUGCCAAACAGAUAAUGAGUCUAACACGAAGAAAAACUCAACAAAUUUUGCUUGCAAACUCAGAGAGCGUCACAAGAACGUUAAUCUUCUAGGCCAGGUUAGGCCUAUACCCGUGAAAUAUUUACCGACGGAACAAAAUGCUAAAAGUAAUUUAAGACGCACAGAAAAGGAUAUAAUACAAAUUGGAGAGGUGCGAGAAGAGAAAAGACCAAUAUUUAAUAAAAAUAUUAUCUCGAGUUUAAAUAAAAAAACCUCGAGUACUUCAAGCAGCUCCAGUCAGACAGGGGAUUCUGAAUCCAACUUCCGAGUAGUAUUUCGUUCCACAACACCGGAUAUGCCACGUCGAGUUAAUGAGUGCUAUGAUAUAGAUCCUGAACAAUCAACCAGAACAGUAAAAGUUGGUAGAGGUCGACGAGUUACAUUUCCUUCUACUCCGGUUUAUCCACCAGAGUGCCGCGAAAAGGAUAUGAAUCAACGGCCCGUAAUAAAAACAGCAGGUUCUGUUUUGAACUUUUUACGAGGGUUUCCAGCGGUGAGAAUACCUAAUCAAGUACCACGUGUUUAUAAAGUUGCAAAUAAUUCGAAGGAUUGUGAGAAUCCACCAAGAAUUCAGCUAGGAAGAACACGCAAUUGCAUGAGAAGAGAACCGUUUCCUACUGUAUCUCGGAGACCCCCCGAAUCAGAUACUUCUAUUGAUUCAGUCAAUCAGCCAUGCAUUGACAAUAGAUAUCGGUUAAAAAUCAAAAAUAAACAUUUCGAAGAUUCCGAAAGCAACGUGGCGUUCUCGUCAGACGAGGACCAUCCAAAUAAUGACAGGACAGCGACUUCACCUUUCUCGGUUAUUCAUAAAUACAGUCAGGAGUUAUUAACUCGGUACAUGAAUGCAAAGUCCAAGGAUUCCAAGAAACGACAGAAUAAAAUACACCCGUAUUCAUCUUCGGUACUCAGUUGUGUGUUCGAAAACCAAGGGUUUAAUAUCCUUCUGCGCAGCAUUUGUUCUGCUUGCGACAUCGUGCUUCGAGUUAUCGCAUUAUUAAUACUGUUCUAUUAUGCGCAAAAAGAUGUUUAUCAAUUUGAUGGAAACGUACCAACAUGAAUAAAAAAUUAUGUGUUUUAUUGUUCUCUAGGUUUU
Styela clava is the source of this 1809-nucleotide messenger RNA. The record is from RefSeq and is a predicted model, not a curated record. Lineage: Eukaryota; Metazoa; Chordata; Ascidiacea; Stolidobranchia; Styelidae.